CUUCUUCUCAUUCCAUUGAUCAAAAACCAUAAGAAGCUCUAAUUAUCCUCUCUCUCUCUCUCUCUCUCUCUCUCUCUCUCUCUACACAAACAAACAAACAAUCUUAUUGAAAAUAAAGAAAGAAUAGUGAUCAGAAAUGGAUCAAAUAGAAGCAAGUACUUCAGUGGUGGCAAAGAAGCUAUGGAACAUAGUAAGAGUAGUGUUUAUAAUGAUGAGGAAAGGAUUAUCAAAGAGCAAAAUCAUGGUUGAGUUUCACAUGCUCAUGAAGAGAGGUAAGCUAGCCGGAAAGGCCUUAGCUCACAACUUCAUUCUCAACCACGGCGCCUUCACAUCCUCCUCCGCCUCUUCUAUUGGCGGAGGAGGAGGGUUCGGGUGCCGCUCGAGCGACGCCGUUUCAUUCGUGUCUCCAAGAGAGUACGAAUUCAGCUGCAGCAACAGCCCAGCUGCCCCAGCCUUUAACAACUUGUACAAAAGUCUCGGUCACUUCAACAAGCGUAGUAGCAACAAACACUACUUCGCCAAGUCAUCAUCUUCGUCUGCCAGUACAAAAUUCGAUUACGACGACGUUUCGAACACCGUUAACGCCGUCCAAAAGGUUCUACUUGAGAUGUACAACAUGAAUCAUAAUAAUAAUAAUAUUGAUCAGGCGUCGCCGUUAGUGACGUUACCCGGGUUUGGAAAGAGUCCUUUGGGGAUGAGGCAGUUGAGAAUAACGGACUCGCCUUUUCCGUUAAAUUACGAGGGAGGUGACACUCAGGUGGAUUCUAAGGCUGACGAUUUCAUUAAAAGGUUUUAUAAGAAUCUUAAGAUGCAGAGCACCCCGGCUCGAUCUCAUGUCUACGGUUGAUAUAUAUAUAUAUUAAUUAAUACGUACAUGUACGUUUUUGCAAAGGAAAAAAAAAAGAACAUGAGUAGUGUGAAUUAAUUUGACCAAUGGUGGCUUUUUGAUUUUCUCCUUCAACUUUUUUUUAGUCUCUUCUUUUUUUCCAGAAGGGUUGUGAUAUAUAAAUGAAUUAGUUUGUUACACUUAGUAUAUAGCUAAAAAGGCGUCCAUCGACCUGGAGUGAGAUCCAUACAUGGUUUUGAUGAUGAUGAUGAUGAUGAUGAUGAUGAUGAUGAAUAUGUUAUAUUAUAUGUAGUUUGCUUUUUUGGGGGCCAUAUAAAACUUCUUAAUUUCACUAUAUAUGUAUAUGUAUUUAUAUAUAUAUGGUCAUGUAAAUUUCCUAAUUAUUAAUUACAUAUAUAUAUGUCACUUUUGUUUUA
This is a messenger RNA of Cannabis sativa, 1263 nucleotides long. RefSeq lists its product as uncharacterized. Lineage: Eukaryota; Viridiplantae; Streptophyta; Magnoliopsida; Rosales; Cannabaceae. The transcript has a single exon. The coding region runs from base 137 to 847 and encodes 236 amino acids. The record is from RefSeq and is a predicted model, not a curated record.